Oryza sativa Japonica Group (Japanese rice) is the source of this 1093-nucleotide messenger RNA. RefSeq lists its product as uncharacterized. Gene Ontology annotation, molecular function: protein-disulfide reductase activity. Lineage: Eukaryota; Viridiplantae; Streptophyta; Magnoliopsida; Poales; Poaceae. The record is from RefSeq and is a predicted model, not a curated record.
AAAUAAAUUGGAGAGAGUGAGCGGUCAAGCAAAAGGAAACCAACACCCGCGUGUUGUGUGUAGAACCACCGCCUCGCCGCGCCGCCGCCGCCGGCGGAGAGAGAGAGAGAAUGCUCACCCGAACCCUCGCCGGCCGCGUCCGCCCCCUCCUCGCUGCCGCGGGCCUCCGCGGCUACGCGCCCCGCGCGGCCGCCGACCUCGUCGUCGUCGGCGACGAGGAGCCCCCGCCGCGCACCGCGUCCUCCGCCUCCGCCGCCGCCACCGUCUCCAUCGCGGCCACUGCGCCCACCGUCCUGCAGCCGCGCGUGCUCAUCUACGACGGCGUCUGCCACCUCUGCCACCGCGGGGUGAAGUGGGUGAUCAAGGCGGACAAGCACGCCAAGAUCAGGUUCUGCUGCGUGCAGUCCAAGGCCGCGGAGCCGUACCUGAGACUGGUCGGGAUGGACAGGGAGGACGUGCUGCGGCGAGUCCUCUUCAUCGAGGGGCCUGAGGCCUACUACGAGGGAUCCACAGCUGCUUUGAAAGUUGCAUCGUACCUGCCUCUUCCCUACUCAGCUUUGAGCUCCCUGCUGAUCAUCCCCGCCCCACUGCGGGAUGCAAUCUACGAUUACAUUGCAAAGAAUCGCUACGAUUGGUUUGGCAAGGAUGAUGAAUGCAUCGUUACCAAGAACAAGGAGCUUCUUGAGCGCUUCAUCGACAGGGAGGAGAUGCUUGGAGGUGGUCCCAGCAAUAGCUUCUGAUGAUCACAGUUUUUGCUGCCCUAGUUCCACUUCUUAGUUCCAGUUGUAGGUUUAGGCACAGAGAGAUGUAAAUAAUCUUCACAUGAUCACAUCCAUGUAGGGUACUACUUAUGGACUAAAGGGUUUUCUUGACUUUUGAGUGUUUAUGCCUACAAAUUUGACACCACUACUAGUGUCCGGGAUGCAGCAUUAUCAUUAGUCUGCAUGCGGAACUUGGAUAGGCAAUGUCAAGAGAAAGGAGAGUUUUAGGAUUGUGAUUAUUAUCUCAGUGUAACAGGUUAAGAAAUGCCUUUUGACCUGUCAAAUUUCACAAGAACAUUCAAGAUGAACCACAUUAUGCCUGAAUUCUUGUA